GAUCCAGCAAUAAAGCUUUUUGGAAGAGAUAUUCAUAUUCAUAUUCCCAUUAAGCCUACAGAUUCACACUCUCUGAUUCAGAUUCAGCCUCUGCCUCAACCAAUCAACAUGAAUGGACUUGAAGAAUCAACUAAUGCUGAAGUGGAUGUUCCUAUGAAGGAAGUAUCAGGCAAAGAGACUGAUCCUCAAGAAGAUGCUAAUAAAUGUCCUACUGUGAAACUGGUGGCCAAAGUAGUACAUAGAACUAAUGAAGACAUGACUACUAAAAGAGAAGUGGAUCAUGAAGAAAAAGUUUUCAAGAAGCCAGACAAGGUCCUGCCAUGUCCUCGCUGCAAUAGUUUGGAAACAAAGUUUUGCUAUUUCAACAAUUACAAUGUUAACCAACCUAGACAUUUCUGCAAAAAUUGCCAGAGAUAUUGGACAGCUGGGGGAACAAUUAGAAAUGUUCCUGUUGGUGCUGGUAAGCGCAAAAGUAAGCAUUUACCUGUGACCCCUAAUGCAGUAUCUGAUAUGCAUCUCUUAUCUAUGACUUCAAGACCUGUUAAUGGAAUGGAGAACAUCCCUAGUCUCAAUGAGGAAGCUCCUCUUAGUGAAACCCUUGAAACUAUGUUAAAUCUCAAGGACCAGACAAAAAUUGAAGUGGACUCUUCUACUGUCAAUGAUGAUGAUGAGGAGCAUUCCAGCACUUCUAUGAGAUCUGUUGAAUCCUUGGAGAAGGUUGGUUUGUCACAACACUGCAAUGGUUUAAUUCCUUUAAAUUCAGUUCAAUAUUAUCCUGUUCCUCCAUGGGCUUACCAAUGGAAUCCAUGUUGGAAUGCUAUGAUGUUUAGCCCCAGUAGCAUAACUAAUAGCCCUUCUUACAUGGGUUCUGCAACCAUGAUGGCAGUUCCUGGCUUCUCCACACCAACUGUAGAAUUACCAGUGUCACCUGCUUCAUAUUGGGGUUGCAUGCCAAACUGGGCUGGGCAAAAUGAAGAGUCUUCAUUGGUUGGAUCUUCUACAAUUAGUGGCAUCCUAUCACCUUCAUCUUCAGUUAGCAACUGUGCCAGUUCUGGUAAUAGGUCUCCAACCUUAGGAAAACAUUCUAGAGAUGGAAGUACACCAGCAGAAGAUACAGUGAAACAGAAUCUUUGGGUACCUAAGACUGUAAGAAUUAAUGAUCCAGAAGAGGCUGCAAAGAGUUCUAUAUGGUCAACUUUGGGAACAAAGUCUGAACAGAACAAACCCAUUAUGAAAGGAAGUGUUUUUAAAUCAUUUGAACCUAAGUCAAAUGCAAGUUCUCAUAUUUUAGAUGAUAAUCAAAUUCUAAGGGCAAACCCUGCUGCUUUCUCUCGGUCUGAAUCUUUUCAGGAAAACAUGUAAAAUCCUGUAUUUGAUUCCAGUUUUAUGUUGUCAUCAACUUAACCAUGUCAUAUUGGCAUUUGUUGUUGGAUGAGGCACAGAGGAUUUCUUCAAAUCCAACUUUGUCAUGGCCAAUUUCAUGUGUUAAUGCUUCAGAAGAUAGCCAUGACAACAACCUUCAAUGAAUUUUAGGCUAUAUCUUAUCUGAUCAGUAAGAAUCUGAAUCUUGUGCCAAUAAUUGCUUCAUGGUAAAAUGAGACUUUUGCACCUCAAGUUUAUUACCAUGGAGAAAGAGAGUCAUGGCUGUUAAUGAAAUUCUGACUUUAAGGGAUGGUAUUCAGGCUUCAAAGCAGUUGCAAUCAAGAUGUUACUCCUUUUGAGUUGUUUCUUUGGUUCAUUCAGUCUUCAUCUGUUUCAUCAUUUUCCAGUCAAUCUUAGGUGAGGAGUUUACAUGUGUCAUUGAUUACUUUGUGUGCUGUUUUUCAGAGUUUUCUAGGUAUUUAUUUUAUUGUUUUCUUUUUCUUUUUCAUAAAGAU
This is a messenger RNA of Gastrolobium bilobum, 1877 nucleotides long. Its product is annotated as cyclic dof factor 2-like. The record is from RefSeq and is a predicted model, not a curated record. The coding region runs from base 109 to 1362 and encodes 417 amino acids. Gene Ontology annotation, biological process: regulation of DNA-templated transcription. Lineage: Eukaryota; Viridiplantae; Streptophyta; Magnoliopsida; Fabales; Fabaceae. The transcript has 2 exons. Gene Ontology annotation, molecular function: DNA binding; DNA-binding transcription factor activity.